UCCGUUGAACACCGGGUGCGAUCGGUACCCUAUCACCUACAGUAUCACGCCUGCUCAUCCUGUUGGUUGAUGCAGCUGGUGCAAAACGAUCUUCUCUUGGCUCAUAAGCUGAUCCCAUUGCAGGACUCCGUCGAUUUUCUCCAGGAGUACGAGGACGAGGCUCCGGCGAAGGCGAGCGUCGAAAUGGAGUUGGGCUGCGAGAAGUCCUUCGACGACUGA
Messenger RNA from Haemonchus placei, 219 nucleotides. The record is from the annotation of a GenBank genome assembly. Lineage: Eukaryota; Metazoa; Nematoda; Chromadorea; Rhabditida; Trichostrongylidae.